Molecule: messenger RNA, 3069 nt
Organism: Bacidia gigantensis
Lineage: Eukaryota; Fungi; Ascomycota; Lecanoromycetes; Lecanorales; Ramalinaceae
Gene: MCD4
Product: Glycosyl phosphatidyl inositol anchor synthesis
Exons: 4
Coding region: 1-3069 (1022 amino acids)
Biological process (GO): GPI anchor biosynthetic process
Cellular component (GO): endoplasmic reticulum membrane
Molecular function (GO): mannose-ethanolamine phosphotransferase activity
Source: RefSeq, a predicted model, not a curated record
AUGGCCCGUCUAGGCCGUUUCGGCUUCUUAGGCGUAGCCAUUGUCUUUCAUAUUGUUUACAUAUCUUCCAUCUUUGAUAUUUAUUUCGUUAGCCCAAUUGUUCAGGGCAUGACCUCCUAUGGCGUCCAAAGAAAGGCUGGCACCGAUGCUCCCGCAAAGAGACUCGUCUUGUUUGUUGGAGAUGGUUUACGCGCCGACAAAGCAUUUCAGUCAUUUCCCGAUCCGUCACCUCAAAAAGCAGACGCCCCGGGCGCCCUUCAGCCUCGACCACUCGCGCCAUACCUGCGUUCAAAAGUCCUGCACAGCGGGACGUUUGGGGUCUCACAUACACGCGUACCAACAGAGUCACGGCCGGGACAUGUCGCUCUGAUCGCAGGGCUUUAUGAAGAUGUAUCCGCAGUCACGACCGGGUGGAAGCUGAAUCCGGUGAACUUUGACAGCGUUUUCAAUCGGAGCAGACACACAUGGAGCUGGGGAAGCCCAGAUAUCUUACUUAUGUUCAAAGAGGGUGCCUUACCUGGAAGAGUGGAUGCGGACUGCUAUGGGGAAGAGUUUGAGGAUUUUACGAAGGACGCUACCAUGUUAGAUACUUGGGUCUUCGAUAAGACCAAGAAACUCUUUGGGACGGCUGCACGAAACACAACCCUUGAUCAAAGUCUUCGCCAAGACAAGAAUGUGUUCUUCCUCCACCUACUGGGUCUCGACACUACCGGGCACGCAUAUAGACCUUAUUCAAAAGAAUACUUGCAUAACAUUAAGGUUGUGGACCAAGGCGUCAAGGAAAUCACAAGACUAAUAGAUGACUUCUAUGGAGAUGGCCGAACGGCAUUCGUAUUCACAGCCGAUCACGGAAUGAGCGAUUGGGGUAGCCAUGGCGACGGGCACCCAGACAACACGCGCACCCCUUUGAUCGCCUGGGGCUCCGGCGUUGCUAAACCGGUCAUAAACUCUCUUGGGAAGGCUGAGGGGCAUCAAGACAAAUUUUCAUCCGAUUGGGGCUUCGAUCAUAUUCAAAGAAAUGACGUCUCCCAGGCAGACGUUGCAGCACUCAUGGCCUACCUCGUUGGUCUUGAUUUUCCGGUCAACUCGGUCGGCGAGCUGCCGUUGGCGUAUCUUUCCGGAAGUCUCAAAGACAAGGCUGAGGCGGCUCUGGCCAAUGCUCUCGCUGUGCUAGAGAUGUAUCGCGUCAAGGACGAGCAGAAGAGGGCUACCGAACUCCGCUAUAAACCGUUUCCGCCUUUAGGAGAUGAAGGAUACUCCAUGCAGCACCGUGUGCAAAACAUUCGCAAUCUUAUCAGUUCCGGUAAAUUUGAUUCUGCAAUCACAAGCAGUCAGGAACUCCUCCAGAUUGGGCUUGACGGACUGAGCUACCUACAAACGUAUGAUUGGUUGUUCCUACGGGCUCUUGUGACAUUAGGUUAUUUGGGGUGGAUUGCGUUUGCAAUUAGCACCGUUAUUGACAUGCACGUACUACACGGUAGAACAGUGAUACUGCGAACUAAUUUCAAUACUGCUAUCUUCGGUGCUAUUGGGGUCGUCUUAUUCUCAUCUCUUUUGAUAAGGAGAGCACCUCCCACUUAUUACCUUUAUGCCAUCUUUCCACUUUUCUUUUGGGAAGAAGUGCUGUCACGAAGCCAAGCCCUUCGACUAGGAUAUAUGACUCUCCUCCGUGAGGUGAAGAGUCAAAAGGAAAAGUUUAUGCUUGGGUUAGAAACGCUUUUUUGUGUGGGAAUAUUGGAGGCGCUUGUUGUAUCAUACUUCCAUCGGACCGUGUACACGAUUUGCUUUCUUGCGGCUCAGUUCUGGCCAUUCUUGUACGGACGCGACUUUGUCAGAAGUGACAAGGCACUUAUAGUCACCUGGUGUAUUGCUUGUCAAGCUAUGAGCAUAUUCACGCUCUUAGAUGCUAUCAAGGUUGAGAACACUAUUGUAAUUUUACUUGGAGGGACGUUGAUGGCACUUGUUGGUGUAUUAUACUUAUUCUUCGAAAAAAGCAUUCUGUCAUCAUCGAAAGGCAACAACAGAUCCGGCCACACACUUGAUGGAAACUCAAAAGCUGUGAUUGGAAUUCAAAUCGGGCUCAUUCUGCUAGCUAUGUUUGUAACGAGAUCAAGUGUCGCAUCGUUGCAGGCAAAACGAGGCUUACCUUUCGGCAAUCAAGUGGUUGGCUGGAUUGUUUUGGCAUCCUCACUAACAGUUCCAUUUCUAUAUGGAUUCAAUUCUAACAACCACUACCUUCACCGUCUAGUCGUCAUCUUCCUCACCUUCUCACCUAUCUUCAUCAUCCUCACGAUUUCUUACGAGGGCUUGUUCUACUUCACCUUCUGCGCAACGCUCGUGACUUGGGUUCGACUGGAACACCACGUUUAUAUGUUCAUGCAGUCAUCAUUAUCCUCACCACCGACGCCGAUACUCCGAAGCAAGCGGCUUUCAGAUGCAACAUCCGACAUCCUAAAACAGCUCAAAUCGUCGACUGAGUCAGCCUCAGAUCCAGACAGCAGAUCCCCACAUGGCGCAUACCGGCCAUUGGCACUAUCUGACGUCCGAAUCGCUCUGUUCUUUCUUUUUCUACUUCAAUCAGCUUUCUUUUCUACCGGAAACAUUGCGUCGGUCUCAUCUUUCUCCCUCGAUAGCGUAUAUCGGUUGAUCCCUGUCUUCAACCCCUUUUCUCAAGGCAUUCUACUAAUUAUAAAACUGAUGAUACCCUUCGCUGUUAUCAGCGCAAACUUGGGAAUUCUCAACAGGCGGCUUGGAGUUGCACCAAGCAGUCUAUUCAUGGUAGUCAUGGCUAUCAGCGAUGUCUUGACGAUGAACUUCUUCUGGCUAGUCAGGGAUGAAGGAAGCUGGCUGGACAUUGGAACGAGCAUAAGUCAUUUUGUAAUUGCUAGCCUGUUGUGUGUCUUCGUGGCUGGAUUGGAGUUUGUAUCAGAGGUUUUCAUCAGCGGAGUGGAUGUUGAGACCGAAGACCACAAAGCUCAAUUGAAUGGAUUAGCUGCCGAGGGAAAAUCUCACACAUCGAAUGAAAAUGGAGGUUUAGUUGCCAAUGCCAAUGGCAAUGCCGCACGGUAG